AUGGUGUACGUGGAUCGCAUAAUCUUCCUGUGGAGCACGAAAGAGUUUGCCAGCACCAAGGAUCGGCGCUCGUUUCGGAUCAACGUUGAUUAUGACCAUGCUGUUCGGGUCCGUUGGAGUCCGGAUGGGCGCGCUCUGGUGGCCUACAAGUACAACGGCGGAUGCAUCGAAGUGUACAAGGUGGACAAAGUGGACGGAUGGUUUCAGAACCCAACGAAGGGAAGCACCUUCCCACGGGCCCACAUGGAUGACAUCAUCGGAUUUGGAAUCGCCCCCGACGGGAAGUACCUGAUGAGUUGCUCGAACCGCACAGAACUCACUGUCUGGGACGUCCGGGGCAAUGUGCUAGAAAAGGUGGACACGUUCCUCAUAAGCACGUACAGUGCCAAGAUCUCUCCGUGCGGCAAGUUCAUCGCAGCCUGUGGAUUCGCGACUGAUGUUCCGCUGUGGGAGGUGAAAUUCAACAAGUCUGGCGAGUUUCAGGGGGUGCAAAAGGCGUUUGAACUGUCCGGGCACAAGUCGGGUGUGUACGAUGUGGCGUUCGACCAGGACACCUCCAAAACGGUCACCGUGUGCAAGGAUGGUAGCUGGAAGAUUUUCAACACCAAGAUUGAUUACCAGAAAGGUGAAAUACCACGUUGCCUCAUGACGGGAACCUACGAACUGAACAGCGCUGCCCCACUCGUAGCCCUCAGCCCAUCUGGAGAGGUAGUGGCCAUUGCUACCGGUACAUCGAUUCAAUUCUUCUCAGCCAUCUCCGGAAACAACGAAGGGACCAUCAAUCAACUUUGCUCAGGUCAAAUCACCACGCUCCAGUUCGACUCAACCGGGAAGUAUCUGUUGGUUUGUGCCGAUCGCUACGUUCGCAUCUUCCACAACGUUCCCGGGUACAAAGUGGCCUUAGAGGUUGCCCAGGAGAAGCUCCGACAGCCGAAGAUUUCCGCUGCUACGCGUGAGCGGAUUGAGUUCCAGAUUACGGAGAAUGAUGCGUUUCUCAAGAAGUUUGAAUAA
Culex quinquefasciatus (southern house mosquito) is the source of this 1011-nucleotide messenger RNA. RefSeq names its product transducin beta-like protein 2. Lineage: Eukaryota; Metazoa; Arthropoda; Insecta; Diptera; Culicidae. Gene Ontology annotation, biological process: endoplasmic reticulum unfolded protein response. Gene Ontology annotation, cellular component: endoplasmic reticulum. The coding region runs from base 1 to 1011 and encodes 336 amino acids. Gene Ontology annotation, molecular function: protein binding. The record is from RefSeq and is a predicted model, not a curated record. The transcript is spliced from 4 exons.